AUGAGCGAUUACGGAUACGGCGACAGAGGGAUGAGAGAACAACGGAGACGAAGAGAGGACAGGGAAGAGGAUUUUAACGAUCGAGGAAGAUCCGCCGUGCAACGAUUGGACAGCAUACAGGAUCCUGGAAAACGUUAUCUUCUCAGAGAUUGCAUAGGUUCCGGUGUAUGCGGCGACGUUUACGAGGCGAUCGAUCGACAAGCCGAAAACAAAAGAGUGGCCGUGAAGGUGCAAAAGCUCACUCCCGAAUCGGAAUCAAUGAUCCUCGAGGAGUACAGGAUUCUUCGGGAUUACACGUCUCAUCCGAAUCUGCCGGAUUUCUAUGGUAUAUAUCGCAGAAGAUCCGGAAAGAAGACCGAAUACGAUCAAAUAUGGUUCGUGAUGGAGCUUUGCGACGGUGGAACCGUGAUGGAUCUCGUGCACGGCCUUCUAGCCAUGAACAAGAAAAUGCGCGAGGAACACAUAAGCUUCAUCCUCAAAGAAGUGAUUCAGGCGAUGAUUUAUCUGAACGAGAACAACGUGAUGCACCGUGACAUCCGUGGCAGUAAUAUAUUACUGACCAAAGAGGGGGAGAUAAAGUUGGUCGAUUUUGGGCUGUCGAGAACGUGCCAAUCUGAAAUAGGAAAGAGAUACACUUGCGUAGGAUCGCCGAGUUGGAUGGCGCCGGAAGUGGCCAUAAGCAAAGGGAAUAAUUCCGAGGGAUAUGGAAACAGGGCCGAUGUCUGGGCUAUAGGAAUCACGGCGAUCGAGUUGGCCGAUGGGAAGCCACCGUUUCAAGACAUGCACCCUACCAGAGCGCUCUUCCAAAUAAUACGAAAUCCUCCUCCGACUUUGAACAGACCGUCCAAUUGGUCCCAAAAUUUCAACGAUUUCAUCUCCGAAUGCCUCGAGAAGAAUCCUGAAAAUAGACCGUUCAUGGGGGAAAUAAUCGAACAUCCUUUCUUAGCGGAUUUACCCGAUAACGAUUUUCUGCUAACGAAAGAGAUCAAGAUAUUAAUGAUGGACGCGUGUGAGAAAGGUAAACAGGAAAGAAAAUUGGAAAUAUUAGUUCGAAAGGGUUUCCUCAAGACUCACCAAACCGAUCCUUUGGAGCCUAUGUUCAUGGAAGAUCUGGCCGCGCUCGAAACGCUCACGGAAGACGCGAUCCUGGACGAAUUGCACGAAAGAUUGCGGCAAGGCUAUUACCACAGUUUCAUUGGAGAUAUACUUUUAAUUUUAAAUCCGAACGAGCAACAGGACAUUUAUGGAUCCGAUUUUCACACAAAAUAUCAAUUCAAAUCGCGAUCGGAUAACGCGCCUCAUAUAUAUUCCGUGGCAGAUAGCGCUUAUCAAGACGUGAUGCACAACAACGAGGCUCAACAUAUUCUAUUGGCAGGCGAGAGUAAUUCGGGAAAAACAACUAAUAUGAUGUAUCUGAUUCAACAUCUCAUGUAUUUAGGGAAAAGUUUGCAAGAUAUUGGAGGGAGAUUUAUACGAGCGAUUAAAAUAAUUCAAGCUUUCAGCAAUGCUGCCACACCUUUAAAUCCUAAUUCGACCAGAUGCGUGCUUCAAGUGCAAACCACGUACGGAUCGUCCGGGAAAGCCUCGGGCGGCAUAUUUUGGUUGUAUCAGUUGGAAAAAUGGCGCGUUUCUACACGCGACAGGAAUCAAUCGAAUUUUCACGUGUUGUACUACUUUUACGACGGUAUGGACGCCAUAAAUAAGUUGAAACAAUAUCAUCUACCACCGGGAAGAAGGAUGAGGUAUCUGAGAAUAAGCGAGAAGGGGACCGAAAGGAAGCGAUCGUUCAAAGUUCGAAAUGAUCCGCGCGGAAAUGUGACCAAGUUUGAGGAUUUUAAAGAGAGUCUGAAGAUCUUGGAGAUGGAGGAGCAUUGCGAAAUGAUCUGGAAAGUAUUGGCAGCCAUUUUGAUCCUAGGAGAAAUUCGUUUCAUCGAAGACAAUAACGGAGAGGCUGAUAUGGACAAUAAUGACGCGGCUAACAAAGUCGCUGAACUGCUCAAUUUGGACGAGAAGAAAUUCAGUUGGGCGUUGCUUAAUUAUUGCAUGAUCGUGAAUGGAAACGCAGUACGUAGGAAGCACACUUACGAAGAGGCGAAAGAGGCAAGGGACGUGUUGGCUAAUACGAUAUAUCAACGAUUGGUCGACUGGAUCGUAAACACUAUCAACGUCAAAUUUACGUUGACACGUUCCCUAUUCGGUGAUAAAUACGCGAUUAACGUGAUGGAUCUCUUCGGAUUCGAGUGUUUCGCGGUAAAUCGACUCGAGCAAUUGGUGGUGAACACCAUGAACGAACAGAUGCAGUGUUAUUACAAUCAAAGGGUGUUCGCUUGGGAAAUGCAAGAACAAGAGGAAGAGGCCAUACCUAUGCAGCGUUUACAGUUUUACGAUAACAAAAAUGCGAUAGACAAUCUGAUGGGGAAAGACAGAGGUUUAUUCAGCAUAAUCGAUGAAGCGUCGAAAAACAUGCUCGAUUAUACACACGUGAUAAGCAAAAUUCAAAAUCGAGCAGGCAGCGUUUACAUAAAAGUGGUGAGUUCCCACGAAUUUACCGUCGCUCAUUACACAGGGAAAUUGAUCUACGACGCUAGCGAGAUUGCCGAGAAGAAUCGUGACUUUCUCCCACCGGAAAUGAUUGAAACUUUGAGGCAAUCGGCCAUCGGAACCGUGAAAGAAAUGUUCACGAACAAACUGACCAAGUCUGGGAAUUUGACCAUAAUCGAUGAACAUUCGAAACUUGAGGAGAAGAAGACGAACAAAAGCAAAUGGGGCACGCUUAUGCAGGAAGCAUCGAAACUAAGGAGAUUUAACACCACGUCUCGAGGUCAAUUCUCCCAGAUACGGAAAAUGAGAACGUGCGCGGCUACCUUUAAAUCCACCAGCCUUGAAAUCCUUAAGAACCUUUCGAUAGGAGGCGGAAGCGGUGGUAUGCAUUUCAUCAGAUGCAUAAGAUCAGAUCUCGAAGGGACGCCUCGUGGAUUUUAUCGAGAGGUCGUUAGACAACAGAUCAGAGCGUUGGCGGUUCUUGACACUGCCAAAGCCAGACAAUAUGGUUAUCCCCAUAGAAUAACUUUUCCAGAAUUUCUUCGAAGAUAUCAAUUCUUGGCGUUCGAUUUCGACGAAACCGUAGAAAUAAAUAAAGACAAUUGUCGAUUGCUGUUGAUCAGAUUAAAAUUGGAAGGUUGGAUAAUUGGAAAGACUAAAGUAUUUUUGAAAUAUUACAACGAGGAAUAUCUGUCGCGCUUGUACGAGACACAAGUGAAAAAAAUAAUAAAGGUUCAGUGCAUGAUGAGAGCCUUCUUAGCGCGCAAAAACAUGGCGUCGAAGAUCACGUCGAAUGUAAAAAAAGAAAUUGUGAAGAAAGCGUCUAUAAAGGGAAAGAGUACAGUGGAGCUAACGGAGGAAGAGGCAGCUGUAGUUGUUCAGAAAGUGUACAGGGGACAUUUAGUGAGAGCGGAGAUGAAGCCUCUUUUGACGAAGGAGAAGAUGAGUAUGCAAAUGAUAGAUAUGAUGAAGUUUUACAGCAGCAAAUGGAGAUCGAAGAGCAUAUUUCAAGUUCUUCUACGGUACCGUGCAGCCCGGUAUCAAGACCUCGUGCAAUUUUCGCAACAAGUGCAUUUGUUCAAUCAAGCGAUAGUAGUAUCUCUUGCGACGACGAAUAACGGAAUAUCCAUAGAUAAAGUAAAUACUAAUGUUUCGGCAUCCACGUACUUAGGCCAAAUGAGACCGCCCGAAGUGCACAAGUUACCUUUCAACUUUUAUUCCGAGUUACCUUUUACUUAUCCAAAUAAAGGAAUAAAAAACGUUGGAUACGCGUCGUCAUUGGCAUCUGACGAAGAGCACGAAGCUUGGGACGCGCCAUUACAAAGACAUACAGUGCCUUGGGCCACCAGGAACAGUCGUACCAAAGACGUUGAAGUUCAAACGACGAACUCGCCACAUCGUGUACAUUCGAACACCGAGGGACAAGAUCUGAUCGACACUCCGUUUUCCAGAGAUCCGAAUGUUUCGAUCCGAUGUCCACCCGAUGCGUUGUCCCAAGGCAGAAUGGAUGACUCAGGAUAUCAUUACGCUUCAAGAAGCAUUACUCCCGUACCACCCGCUAACGCUCAUAAUCCUCGCUCAAAUUACGAUAAUGUCGGAUCGAUACGCUCUAGAAAACACGCACCGCCUCCACCUGUACCGUUCAAUCAACCGCAGCCACCCCUCAUACGUAGCACUGACAAUUAUAGCUCGAAUAUUCGAAGUAAAAGCAACGUAGAUACUGCUACCUAUAAUUGGGAAUAUAACGAAAAUAAAAGCAACAAGAGUAGCGGCAAUCCUAAUCGUAUCAAUCCGAUUCAAGAAUUGCAAAUGAUAGGUCGUAGAGAUAACUAUGACGGUAACGAGGACAGCGAUGAACCGCCGUUCAACUUUCAGGCAAUGUUGAGAAAAACGCCUUAUCGAGCAUCGUUGAAGCGUCCCUCCGUCUUCGAGAGUCAUUCUCAUUCACCGUCACCACUGCCAAGUACGGGAUAUCGUGGAAAUCGGGAGAGCGAAUCGAACGUCGUGUAUAAAAGCGGAGGUAGUCGUAGAGAUUCUCUCGAGUGGAGUCCCAACGAAAUGGUCCGAAUGUCUGAGAAAUACGCGAAAGAGGGUGCCUGGGGUGGUGGAGAGGAUCGAUCUGGGAUCGGAGGUAACGCGCCCUCGGAAAGUGUGACCGCGGAGAUCGCACCGGGAAUCGUUAUCGAGGGUUACGUGGCCGAGUUGUAAAAAUUCGAGUCGAAAACCGACCAGAAACCCCUUCCUACGUAUCGAAACCACCACCGCAAAAACUGGACCAAUUGGAAUUGCUGAUUUCGCGAGAAAAAAAGGAAAAAAGAAAAAAAGAAAAAAAGAAAAAAAAAAAUUUGAGAAGCCCGCAAGAUACUUGUAGCUGUCCCGAUGGAAACAAAUGUACGAGUACGUAUGAUUUGAAAAGAUUGAUUGACCCAAUUCACCAAUGUUGCUGACUCAGAGGGAAAUUUUUUUAUAUCCACAAAUAUGUACAUACGUAUAUUUUUUUAAUGCUUUUCUUUGUUUCUCUUUUACGUAGAGACAAGAUGUAUCUACGUUUGUAUAACGUUUCGUCGUGUAAGCUUCUUUUAUAAAUUUUCAUUCUCGCCUCGAGAGGGGAGACGAUGACGUCGGAUUUUUUGUCCAAUGUACAAUGAUUUUCAUCGAGCGAUUCGUUCCUCAGCGUGCCUGUCUUUGCCUUCUUCAACAAUUUUAGCGAUAUUCCUUGCCCAUGUACAAUUGUUGACAGUUAUUUUUAUAUUGGCCAUAUACAGCAUACAGAUAUUCUUGUUAAAUUAUACACAGAUAUUUGCAUUGUUACAUCACAAAUAAUAAUAAUAA
Messenger RNA from Apis mellifera (honey bee), 5373 nucleotides. It is a transcript of the gene ninaC, whose product is annotated as neither inactivation nor afterpotential protein C. The record is from RefSeq and is a predicted model, not a curated record. NCBI's taxonomy places the organism in Eukaryota, Metazoa, Arthropoda, Insecta, Hymenoptera, Apidae. Gene Ontology annotation, cellular component: myosin complex. Gene Ontology annotation, molecular function: ATP binding; cytoskeletal motor activity; protein tyrosine kinase activity. The coding region runs from base 1 to 4749 and encodes 1582 amino acids. Gene Ontology annotation, biological process: protein phosphorylation. The transcript is spliced from 23 exons.